AUGCUAGAUGGUUUGAGCCCCAAGGACGGGCACGCCGAUUUGCAUUCAAACCCAGACAAUUUGAUUAGUUUGUCGACAUGGCUGAUCAAAAACGAAUGGGAUGGACACGCCGAUAUAGUAUGCAGUCCUGAAGAAGCAAAGUUCAAGUGGGAUGACCCUCCCACUCGCUACGAGGUUACACAUCUACUCUUUAGAUAUUUUGGUUCAAUUCCAACGGGGGAUGGGUUUUCGAGACACCUCACCUCGUCCCAUGUACCCAGCCGUGCUUGCGACAAUAUGGCCCAGGUCAGCGCCUGGAUCAAUUCAUGCUUGUCAGACCACGACAAGUGCCGAAAAGUCCAACAGGACUCUACAAACGCUGGCCAGCUGCCCGCGAGGCUCCUCGACCUGGAACGAGAUCGAAUCUCGCUAAAGUGUGAUGUAGCUGGCAACGACAGUAUACAAUACCUCACUCUCAGUCACAUGUGGGGGCCAAACCCAACGCAACAGCUGCAACUAGUCACUUCAAGACUAAAAGAGUUCCAGCUCGAGGUCCCUCUCCAGGAGAUGUCUGUCAUAUUCAAGGAGGCUGUGAGAAUCACGCGUGCUUUGGGAUUUCGAUACCUGUGGAUCGAUAGUCUGUGUAUUAUACAAGACUCGUCAUCGGACUGGGAGCAAGAAGCCAGCAAGAUGGCAACGACAUACGGGAACGCGGUUUGCAGCAUAGCCUUCUUGUUCCCACCCGGUAACAAUGGCAUGGUACUACGGAAGGAUCCCCGGAGAUGGAACGCGUGCGUAGUUCGUGAUCCUACACGUGAUAGCAAGGGAAUCUGGAUUUCCCGGUUGAACUCACGGUCUGCGAUACGGCGCCAUGAUUGGCCCUUGUUCUCUCGAGCGUGGACGUUCCAGGAACAUCUUUUGUGCCCGCGCACUCUUCUCUACGGGCAAGAGAACCUGAUGUGGGAGUGCUCAGAGGUCUUCUGCGACGAGCUGAUGGGUUCGCUCAAGACGCUGGAACAACCCCAUAGAAAACAUACGUGGGAAUGGAGCUGGAAAGCAGUCACCAAACCAAAACUCUAUACGCAAAUGUUGAGUAUCAGAUCCGUACCAGCACUCGGCGCGUCUGCCAAAGAUGUGCUGGAAGUUGGAACCAUCUGGGCGAAUCUCGUUCUCGAGUAUCGAGAGAGAAACUUGACUGUGGCGAAAGAUCGCAUCAUGGCAUUCGCGGGCAUCGCCCGGGCAAUACACAACAUGACCGGACUGACGUAUCUCGCCGGCACCUGGCUCGAGUACAUCCAGCCUUGCCUGCUAUGGAGCCAUCCGCACGACCACGCCCAAAAACCCCGAGAACCAGGCUCACUGGACGCUCCCAGCUGGUCAUGGUUCCGCGCCUCACUGUACCCUCGUGACUUAUUCGACUUCACCUCCGCUCCAGACGUCCACCUCUUCAGAAAGUCGUAUGUCAGACGCGUUUUCUGGGCUGAAGCCGUCUCGUUCAAAUUCCCGUCCCACCCCAAGAACCACGUGCCCCAACCCGCUUUCUACAAUUUCGCCGGCUUGCGCUUGACUCUCAACGCGUUGACGGUGAGAACUAGCUAUGCGCUGGACUUCGAGUCUUGUCUACCGACACGGAUCGAGGCGCUCUACGGCGGGGAUAGUAGCGCGCAGAUCGACUGUUGCUAUGACAGCCAUCCACUGCAACGAAAAAAAGAACUAUUGGGUGACGUCCGCUUAGCGCUCAUCAUGGAGUUUGAGUACUUGGAUCACAGGGCAACGUACUCAGCGGGCCUGUUGCUGGUGCCGGGUCUAGAGGAGCAGACUUGGAGGCGGAUAGGCGUGUGGACGGUUGAUGUUUGCGAUAUACCUCCGGAGCACGGGCGGGUUCAAUCUGUCCUGAAUCUGCUGGGAGAGUGCAGGGUGGAAGAGGUGACUUUGGUCUGA
This is a messenger RNA of Dothidotthia symphoricarpi CBS 119687, 1920 nucleotides long. Its product is annotated as HET-domain-containing protein. Lineage: Eukaryota; Fungi; Ascomycota; Dothideomycetes; Pleosporales; Dothidotthiaceae. The record is from RefSeq and is a predicted model, not a curated record. The transcript has 2 exons. The coding region runs from base 1 to 1920 and encodes 639 amino acids.